This is a messenger RNA of Pseudogymnoascus destructans, 1217 nucleotides long. RefSeq lists its product as uncharacterized. The transcript has a single exon. The record is from RefSeq and is a predicted model, not a curated record. Lineage: Eukaryota; Fungi; Ascomycota; Leotiomycetes; Thelebolales; Thelebolaceae. The coding region runs from base 17 to 709 and encodes 230 amino acids.
GGAACAUAUCAGUGAUAUGUUUGACAACACUGUGGUCAUCAAACUUGAGAGAUCGUACUUGUCAUAUCCUAUAUACACCGACGGCGAUGGCUUUGCGACGAGUUUUGGGAAGAUCCUCAAAUUCCGCGCUGACAUCAGCAUUCUAGCGACAAAGACUCUAUUAAAGCUUGCUGAGAGAUAUUCCUAUGAUAUCGAUCUUCUUAAACCCAUUCUUCCUAAUUUCUUCCUUGGUGUUCACCUUCGCACCGAAUAUGACUCGCAGCAGGGUUGGCCGGUUGGCGACUGGGUAUACAGCCGAUAUGAGACGCAGUCAAGACUAUAUUUGGAGCAAGCAAAUUCCUCGAGCACAUCUCAUAUCUAUGUGGCAUCUGGGGACCAAGAAGAAGUCGCGAAGUUUAAAGUUGAUGCGGCAGCAUCUAAUAUCACAGUCACGACGAAGUUUGAUUUACUGGACGAAACGGACAAAGCGACGCUAAAGAUGUUGUCUUGGGAUCAGCAGGGCAUGGUGGAUUUUCAAGUCAUGACAAAAGCAUCGGCUUUUGGAGGCAUUGGGCACUCGAGUUUUGCGUGGAAUAUCGCUUUACUUAGGCAUAAGUAUGCCGAGAGGAAGGACCACUUGAGCGGGCCCCAGCUAUUAAGUGAUGAGCUGAGCCAGAUCUAUGGGAAACCUUACCAAUACCCAGAGUACGCGAGAUGUUUAUGGCCUUAAAAUGUUGGGAAUCUAUAGAAAUCAAGGGUCUUGGACGAACUGUGCUACGGAAUUUAAACCCAGUAAGCCCAACACGAAGUUGUUAUGGAUUCAUCAGUCUUCCGAUGUGCGUGUCACUUGGAUACAGGCAGCGUAUAGAGAAUAUGGUAUAUAUAAUAUUGCAGUAUUUCAUUCAGAUCCAGCCGCCUACAGUCUGGGUUAUUUCAUGAAAUGAGGACUUGGCGAUUAGUUAUAUAGACUAGUAGAUAAUGCAAUAAUUUUCUUGCCUGAUUAGAUUGUUACUGGUUGAGGGCGCCGCUGUGCACCUGCAACCUUUGGAGCUAGAUGCAGUAGUUUCCUGAGGUAGUAAAUAUAUUACCCGUACUGAGAGAAGCUCAGUUGGUGAUUAUAAGCUGGUUUAAAUACAUGGAGCCGAUGGGGCUGAUGUGUUGGCAGGCACGCAGGCUUCCUUUCAAAACAGAGAAGCCGAAUGCUGUUGAGCAUGUAGGCUUCCAUUCAAACAGAGAAG